GGAUCUUCAAGCUCUUGUCAGUCUUUACUUAACUGACUGUCCGCUUGAAAGAAGUUCAUUCAGUACCUUGGUGAUCGACAACAGAACAAGAUACUACAGAACAAAGAAAUCACUUGAAUUCGUAGCAGUAUAAAAUGAGGUUCUUCGUGGUCGUGUUUCUCGUGUCCUUAGCUGUGUUCGUUUCUCCCGCCAUCAAGCCGGCGUGUGGACAGAAAAACAAGCCAGCCGGACAGCCCGGAACAGAUUUUUCAUGUCUGGCGUGUCGUCCUGGUAUCCCUGGUCUCCACGGUACACCCGGUGCUCCUGGACGAGACGGACGAGAUGGCAGAACAGGUACUCAAGGUAAACAAGGUCCUCGAGGGUUUGACGGGACUCCAGGCAAGCAAGGACCUCCCGGAGCUGCUGGUACACCCGGUAAAACUGGUCCUCAGGGUCCAAAGGGUGACGCUGGUUCAAAAGGAGAAAAGGGGGAGUCUGGGGCGAGUGGACUCUCAGCCUAUUCGAACUGGAAAGAAUGUUCGUGGACCAACAUUGACGAAGGAAAAGAUAGUGGUCUGAUCAGGGAUUGUGUUUUUCACAAGAACUACAGCGACUCUUUCCUUCGUGUUUUCUGGAACGGGAACUUAAGGGUUUAUAACUGCAACUUUUGUUGUAAGCGCUGGUUCUUCACGUUCAACGGUGCUGAAUGUCAAGUCCCACGUGCUAUCGACGGCAUCGUGUACUUGAGAAAAGGAAAAGUGAUGGAAAACUUGUUUCAACAAGACAUCAUUGAGCAAGGAUACACACUUCACUACAAGACAUCUUACUCUACCGAAAUGAGGUUCGUCGUGGUCGUGUUACUCGUGUUCUUGGCUGUAAUCGUUUCUCCCGCCAUCAAGCAGGCGUGUGGACAGAAAAACAAGCCAGCCAGACAGCCCAGAUCAGAUUUUUCAUGUCUGGCGGGUCGUCCUGGUAUCCCUGGUCUCCACGGUACACCCGGUGCUCCUGGACGAGACGGACGAGAUGGCAGACCAGGUACUCAAGGUAAACAAGGUCCUCGAGGGUUUCACGGGACUCCAGGCAAGCAAGGACCUCCCGGAGCUGCUGGUACACCCGGUAACACUGGUCCUCAGGGUCCAAAGGGUGACUCUGGCCCAAAAGGAGAAAAGGGUGAGCCUAGGGAGAAAGAACUCUCAGCCUAUUCAAACUGGAAAGAAUGUUCGUGGACCAAAAUCAACGACGGAAAAGACAAUGGGCUGAUCAGGGAUUGUGUUUUCCAAAAGAAAUACACUGAUUCGAUCCUCCAUGUUUACUGGAAUGGCAACCUAAGAAUAAGUAAUUGUAACAACUGUUGUAAGCGCUGGUUCUUCACGUUCAACGGCACUGAAUGCAAGACCCCCCGUGCUAUAGACGGUAUCGUUUACAUGGCAAAGGGAGUCGGUCACAACAUCCACCGUGUCCGCCAUAUUGAAGGUCACUGUGACAAGAUCCACAAGGGACCUGUUCGUGUGGGAUUCAAUGUCGGGAACUGUGCCGGGUAUGGAAAUGUGGAUGCCUAUACCGGAUGGAAUUCAAACAGUCGUGUGUUCGUAGAGGAGGUACCCAGACCCCAGCCGUAGAACUAUCCAUUUCCGACAAGACAUAAGCCAGACUGAUUGAAUACGAAGUCUAGUAAAGCUCUCUAACAAUUACUUUGAGAUGUUGUUUAAUCCAUGCUGUGUUAGUUAAAUAAAAUGAAAUAGAAUAAACCUCCAAAAAUAAAUGUUACCAUUAUCGUCUA
Molecule: messenger RNA, 1759 nt
Organism: Actinia tenebrosa (Australian red waratah sea anemone)
Lineage: Eukaryota; Metazoa; Cnidaria; Anthozoa; Actiniaria; Actiniidae
Product: collagen triple helix repeat-containing protein 1-like
Cellular component (GO): extracellular matrix
Source: RefSeq, a predicted model, not a curated record